This is a messenger RNA of Mytilus californianus (California mussel), 1312 nucleotides long. RefSeq names its product nucleoredoxin-like protein 2. The record is from RefSeq and is a predicted model, not a curated record. The transcript has 3 exons. Gene Ontology annotation, biological process: sensory perception; photoreceptor cell maintenance. NCBI's taxonomy places the organism in Eukaryota, Metazoa, Mollusca, Bivalvia, Mytilida, Mytilidae. The coding region runs from base 51 to 773 and encodes 240 amino acids.
UCUGACUAUGACAACAAGGGCGACAACCACUUCUAAAAAACAAUGACUACAUGACAAUGGACGAACUUUGGAAAGACAAAAUAUUUUGGACUCAAGAGAAAUUUAGAGAAAAAGAAGUUGUGCCCGAGAAAAGUGACAAUGAUUUUGGUCAGACUAACAACAUCAAAGAAAAAUGUGUUUCAGAAAGUCAAACGACAGGACCUGAAGGUGAAGAGACUGGUGACACUAGCGAAGGAAAACCAGAGGAAGUGGACGCUUUCAAGUCUAUAGAAAAUAAAGUCAUAGGGUUGUACUUUGCUGCAGACUGGUGUAUUCCAUGUCAAGAGUUCACAUUUUUAUUAAAACAAACUUAUGAAGAACUGAAAGAGCGUGUAUCACCAUUUGAAGUGGUAUUUAUCAGUUUUGAUAAGAAAAUAGACGAUAUGAAGACUUUCUUUUCAGAAAAACAUGGUGAUUGGUUAUCUGUGCCAUAUAAGGAUCCAUUAGUGGAUGUACUAAAAUCAAAAUACGAAAUAAAGGCGAUUCCAAAGCUGAUUAUAAUUAGAGACAAUGGAACGAUAAUAACAGAGAAAGGACGCAAGGACAUUCAAGACAAGGGCAUUAUUUGUUUUCGUGGCUGGUUGCAAAAGGCUAACCUGUCGGCUGCUAAACCAUCUGAACAGACAUUAUCAGACAAUGGAAAACAGGAUGAGACAAAACUAGUCGAGAAAAGCAUUGAGAAAGAGAAAACCGUUAGUUUCAAAGAGAACGUCUCAAGUAUUACUAUUGAGUGAACUAUAGCAUUAUAUGUGUAUAUAUCUGUAAGCUUUUUUUCUGACAGAGAAAGAUUAACUCACUUGUAUUUGUGUUAGUUAGUGACCAUUAGAAAUCGACAUCAGAUAUCAUAGUCAUAAGAGGCCUUGGUGCGUUUUAUUAAAUUUUCACUAACUUUUGUGCCAAAAAUUUAACAUCUUGCCAAAAUUUUAUUUUCAGCAUUGAAUGUAUAUGUGUAUUCUUGCCAGACUUUUAUUUCAUUGUUAUACUGAAAUAAGAAGCAUUCGUUGUUAUUCUCAAAGAAGAAGCAUGGACGAGACAUCACUUAGCAGACAUGAAUGGAAAGUAGUCUAGACAAAUAUAUUAAAGCAAGAGGACAACCGUUAUCCACUGCUUUUGUACUCUUAAAAUACAUUUCUGGUUGAACAUUUACAUGCUUUCUGUGCUUCUGUAACUAUAUAUAUAUGCAUCUGUCAGCUCUUGCCAUUUAAUAUUUUCUUGAUUUAUGAAAUGUUUAUAUCAUUUACAAUGUGUAUCAAUAAAACUAUAUAUAUUGUAA